Molecule: messenger RNA, 3642 nt
Organism: Prorocentrum cordatum
Lineage: Eukaryota; Dinophyceae; Prorocentrales; Prorocentraceae
Source: the annotation of a GenBank genome assembly
AUGGCAGGGAAGCGCAAGAGUCAGUUCGGAUCUUCAGGUGACCGGCCAGACAUAUUGGCAAUUGAUGGGAAUGCUAAGCUAUACCGUCGCACUUGUGGCAUGCCGUUUGCGAGUGCGGUUUGGUGCGGGGAGCUGAACAAAUACCUUUUGCGGGGUUGCCCGAAUUCCCCCGGCAAGAAAGAUCCGCUGUGCUGCAAGCACGCGCGGGACCGGGACAACGCCCAGUUCGCCCCCCAGGAAAGCCACAUGCAGAUCGUGGCCCACCGAACAAAAAAGGCUUUGCACGACGGUAAGGACGCAAAGCACUUGGAGGUCAAAGUCGGCUAUUGUGACAUGUGGCAGCCCGCGCGCACUGUAGACGAGGCCCGCUUGCGCGAUCGCCCCGCGAUCUGGCCAGGCCUUUUGCAGAUCGCCCCGGGGCUCGGCCCGGCUUCCGCGGGGGCCGCGCGCGCGGCGAUCGGCGCUGCCCCUGCGCGCCACCAGGUGAUGGAGCGGCGGAAGCGGCGCAAGGAGUUCCGCGCCGCCCGGUUUGUCGCCAAACUGAAGAGGAGGAGAGAGCGUUCAUUCAUGUCUUCGUGGAGUUCGUUGGGGCCGCGCCAGAAGUCGGAGUGCGGGACGCAUAAGGAGACCCCGAACCACAUCGUGGCCGCUGCCCGGACUGGCGGCUUCCUCCGGGCGGUUAGCGCUUCGGGGGUCAUCGUCGACAUCGACGAGUUAGUGGGGGUGGAAUCCUUGUCCCAGCGAUGCCGCUUCUUGGCCAUACUAAAGAGCCGGCACCCAGAUUUGAAGGUCAUCGUCCACGACGACGCGUGCCAUUUGCGUUUGAUGGUGGAGGCGAACCGGGCCAGUUCUCCGAUCGCCGAGGAGCUGGCGGCCGACGUCGCAUGCAUCGUCGACGAGUACCACGCGAGCGCGCACGCGGGGGCGCUCCUCCGGAAGUUCCCCACGAACAUCUGCGAGGUGAAGAACUCGGACCUAUCCCCCCUAGCUCAUACUAUCCAUCACAUGGGCCGCUGGAUGUGCAUCCUUGCCGUGGCGGAGAUGGUGGACGUGAGCAACCGCCGCGCCCUCGCUCUUGCGGAGGCGCGUCGCGGCGUUGAGCGGAGGAAGGUGGCUCGGGCAAAGAAGAAUGCGCAGGAAAAGCUCUGCGCCGCAGAGCGCGCGUUCGGCUGCCUUCUGUCGGCAGCCAUGCCGAAGACCCCGCCCCCCGAGCUCACCGCGGCCGAGAUCCGCGCGCUCAUGGACGCCGCGCAGCAGAAGGUCGACGAGAACUUCAACGCUGCCGAGCACUUGCCAGAAGCCGCGUAUAAAUUCGUCCACCCAAUAGCGACCACCACGUGCCAGGGCUUUUAUUCCACGACGAUGAUGUUGCUGGGCGCCGUCCCGGCCUUGACGAACGGCGCCCGCGUCAAGCUGUGGUCGCAGAAAGCGUGUCCUCUCACCGCGGUCGUCAUCCAGGUGGCAGUGCCGCAGGAAGGCAAGAGUCGUCUGUAUCCCGUCAUCGAGGAGAUGUUCGACACCUGCGACGACGUGGUGGCGGACCUGGCCCCGCGCAUGUUCAACGAGGCUCGCGAAGGGAGGCAAGACGCGCACGCCAGCGUCGGCGGGGAACUCGCAGUGAAUUCUGCCGCCCUCCAGAGUUUUACGUUCUCGGAGUUUUUCUUCAGGUGUUCUGCUGCGUGCAAGCAGGUCGAGUGCAUGGUUGGGGAUAAGAAGACUGACCCAGGCAUCCCGGCCAGGGUCUGGUUCGGCAACGGCUUCAACCUGGACGAGGCGCACGAGUUCUUUGACGGUUUGGGCCUCCUCGGUAAUGCGACCAAAGACAAGGACAAGACGCCCUCCUUGAACGCGUCGUUGCUGAAUUCGCUGUUGCAGUCUGGCAAGACCAGGGGGGCGACGCGCACAAGCACCAAUUUCGGCAUGUCGAGGGACAAGACCGUGUCCAUCUUCAUUCUCGGCAACGCCAUUCCUAUGGACCGCGGUUGUUUGGGCUCCCACACGGCGGCCACCAAAGAGCGAUUCGUGUUCUGCCUCGACCGCGCGGUGCCUCGACACGCGCCUUUGCCCGAGGACUGCGAGCUCGAAGCCGGCGAUGAUGGGUGGACGUGGCUGCCUCUCACGGCCCAGCAAGCCGCGGUCUACGGGUGGGAUCACUUUAAGGACGACCCCGCAGCGGCGAUUCGCGCUGGGCUCCAGGUCGACGAUCGCUCUCAGCCUGCUCCGUGCGAGGGCGGCCUCGUCAUCCAGGGGCCUCCCGGCGGCUACGUCGUCUCGUUCCCUGACGGCCGCCAGAGUCGAUUGCGGUACUUGUGCCGUCCAGACGGCGGGCUCGUCGCCACCGAGUACCGCAUCUCCUCGCGUUGGAAUCUGCCUGGCCCCACGGACCGCAUCAGGGCGGCGGCUCGGCGCAUUGCUGAACUAUUCAAGGAUAAGCCGCGCGCCGUGCUCGAGUUCGAGAGCCGCGCCAAGAAGAUCCUCCUGGGCAACCAGGUGGCGCAGAGCGAUCGGGCUGACAUGUGCGAGGAUGACGUCCCCACUGCCGCCCUCCAUUCAAAAGCCGCGGAGCACGUGGGCAUUUUCGCAGGGCCCCUGGCUGUCCUGGAGUACGGCGGGGGCGCCCCUCUGUCCGAGGGCCACGAUGAUGACUUGGCCGCGCCCGGUUUCGGCCUCGCGGAUGGUAUCCGCGGCGACUACCAGCCGGGCCUGUACGCGCCUGCGCUGCCGACGCAGCUCCCGCCAUUCCCCGCGCCCGAGCUCGCGGGCGGCGCCGGCGCCGGCCCCGCCGACCCCCUCUCCCCGGCAGACGACGAAGAGGAUGGGGCAGAAUUGGCUUCGCGCGGCGACGACGCCGGGGGGCCCCCCCGCGGCGCGCCGCCGGGGCGCGCUGGAAGCGAGGGCUCGCAGCCUGCGGAGAGCCCGCGCUCGCCGAGGCCGGAGGGGGAGGAGGAGGAGGCCGCCCUCGCCGACCUCGCGAGAGCCCGCGCCGAGGGCGAGGGGCAGCCGCCUCAGCAGCAGCACCAGGCGCCCCCUCUGGCGGCCGCUGCCUCCCCGCCGGCGGCCGCUGCCAGCGCCCCCGCGCCGGGCGCCGGAGAGGAGGCGGCGCCUUCGCCGCUCGCGGCCCCGCUCUGCUGGGGGGACGUGGAAACGGACGCGAACUUCGACAAAGUGGGGCUGGGCCCCAACGGUAACAUGAUAUUUUCCGUUGACCCAGGCGCGACGACUCCCUUCUUGGACAGGGCCUUCGUCCGCCAGUGCUUGCUUUCUGGCGCCGCUCGGGCCAAGUUGGGAAGCCUGGUGGACAACUAUUCCGUGGCCAGUUGCGACCCGGGCGAGGGCGCGGAGAACGCCGCCCGCAAGCGCAAGAAGCGCGCGCGCCCUUCGCGAGAUGAGGCCCGCGACGUGCUCCAGGCCGCAUUUGCGCAGUUCCCUCGCCUAGGCGGCUUCCUGGACGACGCCAUGAACGAGGUGGAGUUCCGGGCGUGGCCGGAGUCCCAGCAGGGAAAAGUUUUGUUCCACAACGAACUGAUGCGGUGCUGCCGCGUGGCCUUGCGGGACCUGGCCGCCCGCAGGGCAAAGUGGAGCGGCCGCUCUGCGCGCCAAGCACCCGGCCAGGCUGCGCGCGAGGCCCAGCAGACGCCAGCG